AUGGUGCAAAUAAUUACAUUUUCUUUUUUUCUUGGGCGAGAGUGUGAUUCCAGUUCAGUGAUAAACUUAAGAGAUCUUUUAUAUUCUCUAACUGAAAACAUAAUUAGCAGAGUGGCCUUAGGGAAGAAAUAUAAUGAAGGGGAAAGAGGAAUCAAGGCUAAGGCCAUCCCAGAUGAAUUUGGUGAUCUUUUAGGUGCUUUCAACGUCGGUGACUAUAUUCCGUGGCUUGAAUGGCUCAAUAAAAUCAAUGGCCUGGACACCAGAGUGGAGAAAGUAGCUAAGGAAUUGGACGCAUUUUUGGAGAGUGUGAUUGGAGAACACAUGAUUAGGAACAAGAAAGGAGAAGACAGUGGGGGUGAAGCUAAAGACUUAAUGGACGUUUUGUUGGAAAUUCAGAAUGGAAAUGAAACAGGCUUUCCUCUUCAGAGGGAUUCAUUGAAAGCUCUUCUACUGGAUAUAUUCGCUGGUGGUACGGAUACGACGUAUACAGCUUUAGAGUGGACAAUGACAGAGCUUUUGAGGCAUCCAAGAAUCAUGGAGAAAUUACAGAAUGAAGUGCGACAAUUAGUCCAAGGAAAAUCAGAGAUAACAGAGGAUGACUUAGGAAAUAUGCAGUAUCUAAAAGCAGUGAUCAAAGAGACUCUUAGAUUCCAUCCACCGAUUCCACUACUAGUCCCUCGAGAAUCAAUGGAAGACGCAAAAUUGCUAGGCUACCACAUACCUGCUAAAACUCAAGUCAUUAUCAAUGCUUGGACAAUCGGAAGAGAUCCUUUGUCGUGGGAUAAUCCGGAGGAGUACCGACCAGAGAGGUUCUUGAAUAGUAAUAUUGAUGUCAAAGGACUAAAUUUUGAGUUGAUUCCCUUUGGAGCAGGCAGAAGGGGCUGCCCAGGAAUUGCUUUUGCUAAUGUGGUAAAUGAGCUAGCAAUAGCAAGGCUUGUACACAAGUUCAAUUUUGCAUUACCAGAAGGGAUAAAAGGGGAGGAUUUGGAUAUGACUGAAGGCACUGGCAUCACUAUUCGUAGGAAGUCACCUUUGCUAGCAGUGGCCACUCCUUGCUCUAGUUAGGAAUCUUUUUUCCUCCAUUGCUUACUAUCACUAAUUCUACAUAUCCACAAGUAUAAGCGAUGGAACAUAGAUCCCAUCAUCGC
Molecule: messenger RNA, 1148 nt
Organism: Nicotiana tabacum (common tobacco)
Lineage: Eukaryota; Viridiplantae; Streptophyta; Magnoliopsida; Solanales; Solanaceae
Source: RefSeq, a predicted model, not a curated record